Molecule: messenger RNA, 351 nt
Organism: Auxenochlorella protothecoides
Lineage: Eukaryota; Viridiplantae; Chlorophyta; Trebouxiophyceae; Chlorellales; Chlorellaceae
Product: ADP-ribosylation factor 1
Exons: 5
Coding region: 1-351 (116 amino acids)
Biological process (GO): intracellular protein transport; vesicle-mediated transport
Cellular component (GO): plasma membrane; cytoplasm
Molecular function (GO): GTP binding; GTPase activity
Source: RefSeq, a predicted model, not a curated record
AUGGGACUGACCUUCACGAAGCUGUUCAGCCGGGUGGGACUCGACGCUGCGGGUAAGACCACCAUCCUGUACAAGCUGAAGCUGGGCGAGAUUGUCACCACCAUCCCCACCAUCGGGAAUGUGCGCAGCAACACGACGCGCCUCUUCCAGCUGCGCGAUGCCGUGCUGCUGGUGUUUGCCAACAAGCAGGAUCUCCCCAACGCCAUGAAUGCCGCCGAGAUCACCGACAAGUUGGGGCUGCACUCCCUGCGCCAGCGCCACUGGUACAUCCAGUCUUGCUGCGCCACCAGCGGCGAGGGUUUGUACGAGGGCCUGGACUGGCUCUCCCAGAACAUUGCCAACCGAACGUGA